AUGGCUCCAAGAAGGAGAAUGAUUGUAAAAGAAAGGAAAACAAGUACUAAUAUGACAACAGGAAGAACACCUCUGAGUAAACCACACUUCUUUAAGCCAGUCCUUCCAGGAUUUGAGCAUGAGCAGUCAAUUCCGGCUUCAUUUGUCAAGUACUUGAAAGGACAAAAGUGUGAGAAAGCCGUGUUGAGAAGCCUCGCUGGGAAGCUUUGGCAUGUGAAGGUCAAUGGUUGGCGGUUUGAAAAUGGCUGGGAAGAGUUUGUUCGUGAUCAUGACUUGCAUGUUGGUGAUUUCUUGGUGUUUAGACGUGAAAAAAGAGAUAUGGUGUUUGAUGUCAUCGUGUCCGACCCAAGUUCCUGCCAGAGAGAAUAUCUUUCUUUUAAUGUUAAGGAGGAGAUAGAAACACCAGAAGCAGAAGAAGCGGCAAAAGAAUCUGGUCCUGGAGAUGUAAUAGAGAGUAAGCAAGUGAAGACAACUUGGAAGGAAAAGCUGGCAAAUGACCUGAAAAAUAGAAGUUGCAAGAUUGUUCUUAUGGAUCAAGAAGCAAGGGCAUGGCCAGCUAAGUUGGGGCACAAGAAGUCAGAUGGUCAAGUCUAUAUUGGACAGGGUUGGUCUGCCUUCUGCGUUGCUAAUCACCUUAAGGCAGGAGAUUCUUUCCUGUUUGAGCUCAUUAAAAAGGGGAGAUGGCCAAUUUUGCAAAUGUGUAGUUUGAAAGAAAAUCCUAAGACCAGAAAUGAGGAGGAGACUGAUAAUGCCGCAGAAUCUGGUUGUUUUUCAAGCACACAUCCCUGCUUCUAUGUCACCAAAAUUCCGAGAAAUUUUGCUAGGAUGAAUCGUCUAUCUAGGAAAUGUUUCAAGAUGAUCCUUACAAAUGAAAAAGGAAGUUCACGGGUAGUGUUGGUUGGGAAAAGCAAGAGCGGUGAUGUUGCUAUAGGACGUGGUUGGAAUGCAUUCGCCAAGGAAAAUGGCCUAAGAGAGGGAUACGUCAUCAUGUUAGAACUCGUUAAAGGUGGAGUGAAGCCUGUGAUGAAAAUUUAUGGUAACUUCAUUCCCUGCUUUAUCAAACUUAUAGUUUUUGGUUUAAAUCUAACAACAGAAUUUAGCAGAAAAGCAUUCUGA
This is a messenger RNA of Manihot esculenta (cassava), 1116 nucleotides long. Its product is annotated as putative B3 domain-containing protein REM15. The coding region runs from base 1 to 1116 and encodes 371 amino acids. The transcript has 7 exons. NCBI's taxonomy places the organism in Eukaryota, Viridiplantae, Streptophyta, Magnoliopsida, Malpighiales, Euphorbiaceae. The record is from RefSeq and is a predicted model, not a curated record. Gene Ontology annotation, molecular function: DNA binding.